ACGGGAAUGAGUGCUUAAUUUCGUUUAGCAGGCCUGGCAAAGCAUAAAGAUGCGAUCUUUGGGAGUUUGAGGAGUUAAUAAAAACGAGAAGGGGGCGCAAAUCUCGUGAUGAGCGCAGUGUCUCCACGUCUGGAACAGGAAACAAGGGCGCUGCAAGAAGCAAGAACAGCGGCAGAGUGAAAAAAGCAAGUUGUGUCGGACGCCAAGAAAAAAAACGCCCCGUUUUACCUCACCACCACCUUUCACCCUCUCACGUGCCCCAUCACGUGACCUCCCCCGCGGGGCCUCGGCCGAGUUGCAGACUUGCAGCCUUUCUUGGGUGUACUAUGUAGAAAGAAAAGAAGCCCCCUUUUCACUGUCUCACUUCUCACCCAAACUCUCACCUUCUCAAUAAAGAAUCUUUAUUCCCCUCAUUGUGACUCUGGGAGGGCGUGUUUUCUGUGUAUUCGUGUGUAUAGACAGAGAUUAAGACAUAUAUAGGGAGAGAGAGAGAGGCUGAGAGAGUAGAAGAAGAAGAAGAAGAAGAAGAAGGGUGGUCUAUGUGAAGAAAGAGAAAUGGGCUGUUUACAGUCCAAAACUGCCAAUGUUCAGUCCCCAGACCAAGAGCCCUCUCACCCUGACUCAAAACCAGAUCUUGAUGGAGUGGAUGACAACCCCGGGGAUCAAGAGCAAGUGCCUGCAUUCACAGAAUUUAGUCUGGCUGAACUUCGAACUGCAACGAAUGGAUUUAGCAGUGAAAUGAUAGUUUCCGAGAGUGGAGAGAAAGCACCGAAUGUGGUGUACAGAGGGAAGCUUCGAAGUAAUCAGAUUGUUGCUAUCAAGCGCUUCUCCAAGCAAUCGUGGCCUGACCCCCAACAGUUUGUGGGAGAAGCUGCUGGAGUUGGCAAGGUUAGACACAAGAGAUUGGUGAAUCUAAUUGGUUGCUGUGCUGAGGGAGAUGAGCGACUACUUGUGGCAGAAUACAUGCCCAAUGAUACACUUUCGAAGCAUCUUUUUCAUUGGGAUAAACAGCCUUUGCCCUGGGAAAUGCGAGUGAGAGUUGCCUGCCAUAUUGCACAGGCUCUGGACCAUUGCGAUGCUGAAAACCGGAAAAUCUAUCACGAUUUAAAUGCUUACAGAAUUCUAUUUGAUGAGGAUGGUGACCCGCGAUUGUCUAGCUUUGGCCUGAUGAAAAACAGCAGAGAUGGGAAGAGUUAUAGCACGAACCUAGCUUAUACACCCCCGGAAUUUUUGCGCACAGGCAGGGUCAUUCCAGAAAGUGUGAUCUAUAGCUAUGGAACUGUUCUGCUGGACCUUCUGAGUGGAAAGCAUAUACCCCCGAGCCAUGCUUUAGAUUUGAUAAGGGGAAAAAACAUAUUGUUGCUUAUGGAUUCGUCCUUGGAAGGUCAAUACGCCAAUGAAGAUGCUGCUGCAUUGGUGGAACUUGCUUCGAAGUGCCUUCAGUAUGAAGCUCGGGACCGCCCAAAUAUCAAGUUCAUUCUUACUGCUGUGGAACCCCUUCAAAAGCAGAAAGAGGUUGCAUCACAUGUUUUAAUGGGUCUGACAAAAACCGCCCCUGUUGUGGUUCCCACCAUGCUUUCUCCUCUCGGGAAGGCAUGUGCGAGGAUGGACCUCACGGCUGUGCACGAUAUCUUGCUUAAAACGGGCUAUAAAGACGAGGAAGGUGCAGAAAAUGAGCUUUCGUUCCAAGAAUGGACACAACAAGUGCAAGAUAUGCUGAACACGAAGAAAUUUGGAGAUAUCGCUUUUAGGGACAAGGACUUCAAGAGCGCAAUUGAGUACUAUUCAAAGUUGGUAUCAAUGAUGUCCAUCGCUUCUGGCACUGUUUUUGUGAGGCGGGCGCUCUCUUACUUGAUGAUAGGCCAGCCAGAGCUCGCGCUCCGGGAUGCAAUGCAGGCGCAGGUCUGCUUGCCCGAGUGGCCAACCGCAUUCUACGUGCAGGCCCUCGCCCUCUCGAAGCUAGGAAUGGAGACCGACGCCCAGGACAUGCUGAGCGAUGGAGCCUCCUUCGAAGCCAAGAAGCUAAACAGUUGGCGUAACUAAGUAAUCCCGAUUAUCCAAUCCCUAUAUCGCUGUUAGAUACAUAUAUAUAUACAUUGUUAGCUGUUGAUGAGGAAAUCUGUAAGAUGAGGGUUUGCAUUUACAAAAAGUCGCCCUCUGUUGUAGCCAUGAGUAUAGUUCCAUAAUAUAGUGUAUACAGCAUUGUUGUGGUGUUUGGCUAGGCUCUUUCUGAAGCAAAUUGGUUUUGGAACUCGGUUAAUUAUAUUCCGGUUUACGCUAUAUUGUGUUUGGU
This is a messenger RNA of Ipomoea triloba (trilobed morning glory), 2293 nucleotides long. RefSeq names its product serine/threonine-protein kinase BSK2-like. Gene Ontology annotation, molecular function: protein kinase activity; protein binding; ATP binding. The coding region runs from base 556 to 2043 and encodes 495 amino acids. NCBI's taxonomy places the organism in Eukaryota, Viridiplantae, Streptophyta, Magnoliopsida, Solanales, Convolvulaceae. Gene Ontology annotation, biological process: brassinosteroid mediated signaling pathway; protein phosphorylation. The transcript is spliced from 10 exons. The record is from RefSeq and is a predicted model, not a curated record.